Molecule: messenger RNA, 2738 nt
Organism: Crotalus tigris (Tiger rattlesnake)
Lineage: Eukaryota; Metazoa; Chordata; Lepidosauria; Squamata; Viperidae
Gene: RFTN1
Product: raftlin, lipid raft linker 1
Exons: 10
Coding region: 375-2093 (572 amino acids)
Source: RefSeq, a predicted model, not a curated record
UCGGGGGCGAGAGGCGGCGACGGUUUUCUCAUAGCGAGCAGCUUCACUUGGCUCCUCCCCGCCUUUAGCCCUGUGUGUAGUGAGGAAGCAGUUUCUUUCGGAGACAAGGCGAAGCAUCGCGGUUCUCAAGCUGGUUGGGUUGCUGCACCCACAGUUCUUCCUCGAGUCGAGGCACCUCCCAGACCCGCUAGGGGUUCUUCCUCCGGCAAUUGGUGAAGUGCCGAGUCUGCUGCUCAAUUCCGAGAGGGUGGCGAGGAGCAAACUUUCAGCAUUGGCGUCGCUGUGGGCUGCUCGGCGGAGCCUCUUUAAAGAAAGCAAAGCGGACUAGCGGCGUCGAUUCAGAAAGGGAAGGCGAGCGAGUCUCAGCUUUUACAAUGGGUUGCAGACUAAAUAAAUUGGAAAAACAUGAUGACAAACGGCCUGGUAACAUAUAUUCCACUUUGAAGAGGCCCCAGGUUGAAACGAAAACUGAUAUUUUCUAUGAAUACCACUUUCUAGAUUUUACAACUUUAAGUAAUGAGUUACCAAGUUCAGCAGUAAUCAAGCUGUCUUCUUUACGUGAUCUUCCACUUCAACUGCAAGACUUCUACUAUCAGGGCUUCCGUUUGGCUGCUAUCUAUCCCUUUCUGCAGCCACCUAAUAAGAAUGAGAAGACACUUCAGGAGCAAAUCUUCAGGGCUGUACUGAUCAAGAAAAUGGAAAGACCUUUACAAAGGGAGCCUGUCAAUGAAUGGAAUUCUUUGGAGAUUGAAAGUUGUUUCUUCUCAGACCAACUUUCAGAUAAAUCAAAAAUACCAGACCUUAUUAAAAAAAUUCAAGAUGCUGCAAGUCGGGGCUUGAAAUUUGUUGGGAUAGUACCUCAGCAUGUUUCCCAAAUGAACUCCAAGUGUAGUAGUGCUGUAAUAUCUAUCAGCAACAGCUCCGGAGAAUUAAAAGAUGACAAGAAUCCAUUAGAUAUUCCUGAAGAUUGUGCUUCAUUAAAUCUUGAAAAAGGAAAUGACAUUGAUGUAUGCAAAGUCCCAGCAGGAGAAGAAGAAGGUAGUAACCAGCAGGUGAACCCUAGUGAAGAUCUAGGAGGUGAACAGGCGGUCACUGAGCAUUUUAGCUUGAGCUCUCCUGAAGAACUUGGAGGGCAGCUUCAUGAAACUGAGAUCUUGGCACUCUUCAACCAGCCAAAGACCUUGCAGACAUCCAGCCAAUACUAUACUGUAACUGUACCUGUAAGAAUCAUCAACAAUGGAAAAAGCAUUUGUGCCUUAGAAGCCAAUUGGCUUGAGCACAUGACAGAUCACUUCCGGAGAGGGAGUAGAUUGGUACAUGGCAUCUUGGGUCUUGGAUUGAUAAAUGAUACCUUCCAGGGCAUGACAGAUGGAGUAUUCAUCUUUGAAGAUCCUUCUGUAGAUGAUAGCAGAAGUAUGCAAGGCUAUGAUGCUAUUGUUGUAGAGCAAUGGACAAUCUUAGAUGGGGUUCAUAUAGAGGCAGAUUACAAUCCCUUGUUGAACUCUCUUGCAGUGUAUGGAUGGCAGCUGACCUGUGUGCUUCCCACUCCAAUUGUAAAGAAAAAGAGAGAUGGAAAACUAGCCACAAAGCAGAUUGUCUUUCUUCAGAGACCUUUCCUGCCCCAGAAAACCAAGAGGAAGCAACCUAAGUUUCAUUGGAGGUUCUCUAAGCAAGACCAACACCAGAAGCAAGACAAGAAACCUCUGAAGGCAAAACUAAGUGCCAGAGUCCAACAGCAGCAGACAAUAGAAAAGCAGGAGUCAGAAGCCACAAAUAGAAAAAAUUCAGAAACACGGUUCUCCACAAAUGAUUUGCAAUUCCCAGUAAUUUCAUAUCAGCAGCUGGCUUGUGCUGAAGACAGAACUGUUGAGCACAGAGCUAUACCUUCCUACAACAAUGAGAUGCCUGCAGAAACGUGGAAUGCAAGACAGAGUGGUGAUCAAGACAUGGGGGGCUUCUGUUUGAGCCAGAAAGGCACAUAUAAAAAUUGUGAAAGCCAGAUGUUUCAGGAGCAUUGCAUCACAGCAGAUGAUGGGAUGUGUGAGGCACAAGGUGCAGAAACUGGCUGGAUCCCUGAGGUUUCAGUUGAUUGAGAGGGGCAAAUAUUUGCCAAAAUAAAGAACUCAUUUUGAUUAUCACAGUUAAACAUAACUCUACAGUAAACUUGAUUUGAUGAGUUUUAUAGGUACUUAGAAGAAACAUUAGCACUACUGUAUCUUCAUUUUAGCAGUAGAUCAAACUUAUUCAGCCUUUUUUUGCUAAUCAUGCAAUUUUAUGGGUAAAGAACACUUUAUACUUAAUAUAAUAUUUUUAAAUAAAGUAUUAUUGAUGUGUACCACUUUUUUAUUCUCUUCCAGAGAAUGGAAUUUAGGAGUUUAGAAGCUUUAAAUAACUGGUGAUAAUUAGAUUUUGUCUUAGUGAAACCAUUUGUAUUGUCUUUGGAUUAAAUACUCUUUUUCAGAAUUGUAAAGCAAUAAUGGAGAUUCAUAUUUUGUUUGAAAACCACUAGUGAUGGAGAAACAAAGCACACAAUAAUUUUCUAUAUAUUUGUCCAAUAUAUCUGUUUACUAUUCAAUCACUUAAUAAUCCAAACUAUAAAACAAUAUGUUUAUUUUUCAAAAAAGCACCAUAUUAAGUUUGUAUUAAUUAAAAAAGAUUGGGUUCCUGUCAUCUUCUUGUGUUGCAAAGAGAGGAAGCCUUGCUCAGAAUUUCACGGAAUAAAUAGUACCAGAAUGAAA